Messenger RNA from Tripterygium wilfordii, 2888 nucleotides. RefSeq names its product seipin-1. Gene Ontology annotation, biological process: lipid storage; lipid droplet organization. Gene Ontology annotation, cellular component: endoplasmic reticulum membrane. The coding region runs from base 1370 to 2782 and encodes 470 amino acids. The record is from RefSeq and is a predicted model, not a curated record. The transcript is spliced from 3 exons. NCBI's taxonomy places the organism in Eukaryota, Viridiplantae, Streptophyta, Magnoliopsida, Celastrales, Celastraceae.
UAUUUUGUUAUUCAGAGCAUAGGGAUGGGGGUAUUGCGUAUCCCUGAUUUUGACAUGGUUUCUUGUGAAGUCUAGUAACGAUUAUUGAGAUUUCCAUGGUUGGCAAUUUAGGACACUCGGUUAUAUCUGGUUCCUUGUCCUUUGUUCUUGAUCUUUUGGGUUUUUAUUUUUUAUGAUUGUACAGUAUAUUUUAGAGUAUUGGAACAGGUGUGCUUACCUUGUUCUUAAUUGUGCUGUUUCUUAGAAGACAAUUGAUAUUAAUUGGGAGUUGGGAAUUUUAGUUUGCGUAUUAUGGUGUUAAUCCCUUCAAGCUAAGUCAAUGGCACUGCUUAUGUUGGUGGAGAACAGUCAGCCUGUGUAGUGGAGGGAAUUUGGUUUUCUCUGCCCCAUUCUUCUUCUUCCCAAAGUAGCAAAUCAUUUAUGCUUGAAUAAAAUAGUUUCGUGGUUACGUGGAGGAUAGAAACGGGUAGUGCCCAGUGCAUUCAAUUUGUGAUUAAUAAUUGUUUUGCUAGGAUAGUGAGGGUUGAAUGAUAUUAAAGUAUGCUGGAAUAUGCAGAUACAGAGAUACCAUCAAAGUUGAGAACAAUGUCGAUGAACUGUAUGCUUUUGUAUUUGUUCUUCAGUGCUCUCACUCAUUAUUAAUGCUUUUAAGUGAUGUUCGUUUUGGUGAUAGGAGAUUGAUACUUCUAGAUUGUGUUCCCAAGGUAUCAUUGACACUCCUGGCUGAACUUCUGGCUGCUAUGCAUGGUUUUAGGAAGGUCACUUGGGUGGUGCGGAUGUAAUAUGGUAAUGGUAUGAUGGGUUGAAGUGUUUUUCUUCGUUGGAUGGCGUGGAUAUAUAAAAUGCUAUAACGUCGUUUAACCUGAAGACUAGAAUGGUGGAAAUGGAAUGCUACAUGUGGAUGUGGCUUAUAUCUCACUGUCUUUUGAGUUUUUCUUGGAGGUUGUUUGCACCCUUGUGGCUCUCAUUAAUCGAUGAUAAUUGAUUAAUUUCAAUGCCUACGGUCCUAACAUAUCGAGGAAUCUUGUGCAUGGAUGAAAGUCUUGCAUCAGCCAGAAACCGUUCACUGAAUUAGCGGAUAAGGAAGGAAAACCAUAAAUGGGCUGCCGGCCCAGAGAUUCAUAUCCUGACCCAUUACUCUCGGUUGGAAGAUAGAAUAGCAUGGGCUAAAGAAGCCCAGCCCUAAGGAAUAUCCGGAAUCUUAGCCCAUUAGUCUGGAUUAAACUGUGGCGUAUAGCCACGUGUCAUGUGUAAUAAUAACACGUAUCAUCUCUGUAACUAUAAUAGCCACCACGCGUCAUAGGCCUUUUCUCAUGCAAACACCCGCCUCCUCUCUUCCACCACCACCACCAGAGGUCACUCCAGAUCCAUGGAGGAGGAUGAAUAUGAAGAUGGAAAAGGCUACAACUACUUCAUACCAAACCCAAGUGAUGACUGGCUCACAAAACUUAUAUCCAUGGAAGCAUACAUCAUCUACAAUUAUUUCGUACUCACUCUUGUUUCACCCAUCACUUUCAUAUUCUCCAUUGCCUCCGACUCUUACCGCCGCGCAGAGGAGGUCACCGUCAAGGUGGAGUCAGUGGUUCACAAGGUGCCUUCCAAGAUCACCCAUGGAAGUUUACUUUUGGUGAAAAAAUUUUGGGUGGGGUUGUUCAGUGCUGUCCAUGUGGGUGUUGUGUUGGUGGCUGUGAUGGCGGUUGGAGCGGUGUUGGGUGUUGGGUUUGUGCAUGUUUGGGUGGAGGAGUCGGUGGUGGUGAGGGAGAGGUUGUUUUUUGACUACACACAGGAUAAUCCAACUGCUCUCUACUCAUUUGGUUGUGGUGGGAGGAGUUGCAACAAGCAAGCACUUAGGGGUAUUCCAUUUGGGCAUACAAUUGAUGUUUCUGUGCUUCUAUUGAUACCUGAAUCUGAUUACAAUAGACAUAUUGGGUUUUUUCAGUUGACUGCAGAGCUCUUAUCAGCAAACGGAGGUGUGAUAGCAAGAAGUAGCAAGCCAUGUAUGUUGCCAUUCAGAAGCCUCCUGGUCCGACUCAUUCGGACAUUUCAGAUGGGGAUUCCCCUAGUACUAGGACUUUGUGAUGAAACCCAGAAGCUAAACAUUGAAAUGUUGAAGCACAAGGAAGGUUAUCCAAGAACUAAAGCAGUCAGAGUAAUUUUGUCAUCAAGGGCUGGAACUUCUCAUCUCCCACAGCUUUAUGAAGCUAAAUUGGCCUUGAACUCUCGACUUCCUUGGACAAAACAGAUGGUGCACAACUGGAAAUGGACACUGUGUGUGUGGACAUCUCUAUACAUUUUCAUUACAUUCCUAGUAUUCAUACUCUACUUCUGUAGACCACUUAUCUUCCCAUUGACAACAACAAGAACAACAGCUACUACUCGACGUGAUCAGAUUGAGCAAGAUUCUUCGGCUGCUGAUGAAUUUAAAGAACUGCAGUCUCUGACUGUUGAAGAAAGUGGCUUUUCUGAAUUGGUAAGAAGAUGGCAACAAAGGAGGAGAAGGAGAGAGGCGAUUUUCCUGCAAUUAGGUAUGCCAGAAACUGAGGGUUCAUCCGCCACUACCGAUGAAUCUUCCAAAAGAGUUCUGAGAACUCGGGCGGAAGAAGAAAGGAGCAUUUCAAAGUUGGUUAGAAGAUGGCGACGAAUACACAUAAAGAGAGGAGCAAUUGGUAUGCCAGAAAAUGAAGGUUCAUCUGCAUCAACUAUGACAGUGACUAGGGAGGACUCCGGUGUAGUUGUUGCAAAGGACAUCGGAGAUUCGGAAUCAGUGUGUUUCAGUGGCUAAUUAAGGUAGUUUACAUCAAUGGUUUUGUAUAUGAAAUCUGUACUUUGGUCAAAUGUAGGCUUCUAUGUAUCAAUAAUGCAAAAGAAUUCAGAACUUGGAACGAUUA